Trichoplusia ni (cabbage looper) is the source of this 1105-nucleotide messenger RNA. RefSeq lists its product as uncharacterized. NCBI's taxonomy places the organism in Eukaryota, Metazoa, Arthropoda, Insecta, Lepidoptera, Noctuidae. Bases 449 to 1090 code for a protein of 213 amino acids. The record is from RefSeq and is a predicted model, not a curated record. The transcript is spliced from 2 exons.
AUACAAUUAAGAUGGGCGAUACAAGUCUGAAAUAAAUUAUACGGUAUUAUUAAGAAAAUUUCUACAUCCAUCAUGUAUAACUCGGAAUACAAAUUAUGAUAAAACAUCUACAUCCAAGAAAAUGAAUAAGUAAAAGAGUCAUAUUUUUGAUUGAAUAAUUGAUCUCAAAGUAUUUCUCAUUUCGUCACACAAGAUGAUACUAUAUUGGUUUUGCGGUUAUUCAUCUCAUAGAAAAUUAAAUUGAAAUGCAUCCAUGAAAUUAAGUAUCUAUGAACAUCAAAAUUUAAUCAAGCCUGAAGGUCUGUGUUGUAUCUCGUUCUCAGUCUAUUAAUUGACAUUGAAACUACUUUCCCUUUACGUCGUCUAACAAAUCAGUACUUCUCAAAGAGUAGAAGAUUAAAAAAAGACCAAUGAAGAUUAUUGAAGUCAAGUGAACAAUUUUAAUAAAAUGAUAUACUGGUUCAUAGCAGCGUUGCUAAAUAUCAGUCUAUUAUUAAAUUGUGUGGAAGCGGAACAAGGAAAAAAUAUGUCAGUACUAUUUGCCAAUUAUAAAAGCAAGUACCACAGGGUGUACAAAAGUAAAGAAACCGAACAAACAGCGUAUCAUAAUUUUAAACUGAAUUAUAAAAAAGUUAAUGAACUUAAUGCUAAUGAUAAAUUGCAUCCUUCUUAUGAGCUAACGAGAUACGCUGAUCUUAAUCCUUUCACUAUAAAUCAAGCUUUUCAACUAGAUAUUCAACCAUAUAUAUAUAUCAGGAAUAUGACAAAACAAGCUAAGGCAGCAGCAAGGAUAGCACAAAGUUCUAAGAAAGAAGAUAGUCCAAAGGAUUAUGGAUUAUACAAAACAUUGUUUAAAAAGCUUGGGGAGGAGAAAUCGUCACAAAAGUUCGAAAACAUUAUGAACAAUUAUAACUAUAUAAAGAAGGUAGCAGAUCUUAAAAAGAAAUCAACCAUAUUUAAUUUUGAAUCUCGUCUAAACAGUAAAUUGUUCUCUGGUAGCCAUAAUCAUGGUAUUGUCAACGAUGGUGAUGUUAAUGAUAACGAAACUAUGUCCUUUAAAGAUUUAUUGACAAAACGGUUUUACAACUAGCAUUGUUUUUUUUUU